This is a messenger RNA of Cicer arietinum (chickpea), 1539 nucleotides long. RefSeq lists its product as uncharacterized. Lineage: Eukaryota; Viridiplantae; Streptophyta; Magnoliopsida; Fabales; Fabaceae. The record is from RefSeq and is a predicted model, not a curated record.
CGAGUUUAAAUAAAGACAAAUUAAAGCAUAGCAAUGAUUAAUUUAAUAAAGGAUUGAAGGGAGAAUAAAAGGAGGGGUGGAUUAGUAAUUAGCAGUAGCAUGAAUUGCUAGGAAUCCUACGCACCACCCACUUUGGCGUUAAAUCUUGGUUUGGUAAAUUAUUUGAUUUGAUGAGAAGAGUUGAAAGUUUAAUGGGAGAGGGUUGUUUGUUUUGUGAUUGGGUGGUGGAGCAAAGUAAUUAACAUUUUGGAUUAAUUAAUUAAUGGCAUAUAGGAGAAGGCAUGGAGUAUCGAGGAGUUCCACCUUCAAGGAAGAGAUUAAUAGUAAUGGGCAAGAAUUAUUAUUAGAUAACAACAACUCAGAUGAUAAUAAUAAUAAUAAUAAUAAUAAUAUAAUUGCUGCAAACGCUCCUCCUCCUUCACUUUUGACGUCUAAUAAUUCCUCCCUUGCUGCUCAGGCCAUCAAAGCCUCUGCUGCUCGUUAUGAUCCCUCUCUUUCCUUUGCUUUCUCCAAAUCAUCUUUAGGUCCGGAAAAUGAUCAUCAUCAUAGAUCCAAGAGCUUUGAUUCUUACGGGGAUGCUUCCAAGUCUGGUAUUUGGAGCGUACUCGCACAAAAAGCUAAAGAAAUUUUGGAGGAUGAUGAUAAUUCAUCCACACAAACACCCAGAUCACACUCUUUUAAUACCACCAUCAUACCCGGUGCUCGAAAUCAGGAAUUAGCUGCUGGUCGAACAGUUGUGGAGAGUAGGCUAAAAGGAUCGUGUGAAAAUGAUGAUCACGCCAAUCAUCACGAAACACAACUCAAGGCAUCUCGCGACGUGGCAAUGGCAACAGCUGCCAAAGCAAAGUUACUUUUACGAGAACUAAAAACCGUGAAAGCAGAUUUGGCUUUCGCUAAAUCACGUUGCGCUCAACUAGAAGAAGAAAAUAAACUACUCCGUGAUAAGGAGGGUCGCGAGAAGGGACUAAAUCGUGCAGAUGAUGAUCUGAUCCGGCUUCAAUUGGAGACACUUCUUACAGAAAAGGCUCGGUUGGCAAGUGAGAAUGAGGUGUACUCUCGCGAAAACCGUUUUCUAAGGGAAUUUGUAGAAUAUCAUCAGCUGACUAUGCAGGAUGUGGUGUAUUUCGAUGAAGACAUGGAAGAAGAAGAAGUCACUGAGCUUUAUGUCUCUCAACUACCAUCUCGAUCCAUGCACACUAAAUCUAUUUUUACUACUGUCCCACAACAACAACAACAACACCAGGCUUCUCCUACUCCUAGUGCUAGUAUGACUAUUCCGCCCUCCAUUUCUAAGGAUCAACAUGCAAAAUGAUCCAUCCAUCCUUUUCAUUUAUAUUAUAUAUAUAUAUAUAGCUAAUUAGCUUAAUUAAUUAGAUGCCAAAUUAAGGGGAAAAUACGCGACAUCACAUGGCCUGGGGAUAAGUCAUUAGUGUUGUAUUCCCAACUAAAUAUAUUUGUUAAUCAAUUGAUCAUGACCGAUCGGAUGUCACUUUGUCUUGGUAGUUUUUUGAUUCCUUUGGCAAAUUUUAUCUAAUUCAA